Messenger RNA from Terrapene triunguis (Three-toed box turtle), 1484 nucleotides. RefSeq lists its product as uncharacterized. The transcript is spliced from 2 exons. The record is from RefSeq and is a predicted model, not a curated record. Lineage: Eukaryota; Metazoa; Chordata; Testudines; Emydidae. Bases 105 to 938 code for a protein of 277 amino acids.
UCGGCUUCCCUCUCUCAACCUCCCACGAAGGGGUCAGCGGAGCGUUCUUCCCCAGCUCCGUGCUCAGAAGGGGACAAGCGUUGGGAUCUGCGGCACUGGUGGGGAUGCAGAGCACUGCGCCCCCAUCCUCAUCCUCCCCUGAUGAGGCCAUCAUGGCACCUCCUCCUCCUGUUCCCCAGGAGGACACAAAAGCCCACCAAGAGCUCUUGAAAAGGUUGGCAAGCCUCAAUCUACAGGCUGAAGAGGUGGAGGAGCCUUCGGACUCCCUCUUUGAUGUCCUCUCAGCCACAGCGCUGGCCAGGGUGGCCCUCCAGCUCCACAAAGGGGUGGCAAAGAUCCCCAAUACCCUGUGGCAGACCCCGUCUUCCUUGCCCCCCAUAUCUAAGAGGGCAGAGCGGAAGUAUUUCGUGCCCUCCAAGAGGCAUGAAUAUCUAUACACUCACCCCGCCCCCAACUCCCUAGUGGUCAAGGUGGUCAACCACAAGGAGUGUCAAGGCCAACCUGCUCCCACCCUUAAGAAUAAGGACUCGAGGAGGCUGGACCUGUUUGGUAGAAAGCUUUAUUCUUCCUCGAGCUUCCAACUGAGGGUGGCAAACCACCAAGCCCUGCUAGGCAGAUACGACUUUAAUUUAUGGGGCUCAAUGCCAAAGUUUACGGACUCCCUCCAGGAGCAUGAUAGGAAGGAGUAUAAGGCCCUGGUGGAGGAGGGCACUGCUUCUGCCAGGGUGGCCCUUCAGGCAGCCUCGGACGCAGCGGACAUGGCUGCAAGAACUAUGACCUCUGCGGUGUCCAUGAGGAGGGCAUCGUGGCUCCUCUUGUCCAGGUUGUCCAUCGAGGCACAGAGCUCCCUGCAGGACCUCCCCUUCCAUGGCAAGGCCCUGUUCGCGGAGCUAACAGACAUGAAAUUACACAGUCUCAAGGACUCUCGCCGACCUUAAAGACUCUUGGUCUCUAUGUCCUGGCCCUGGCCAAGUUUAAGCCUCAGCAGGCCCCCAGCCAGCUCACCCACUCCAGAUACAAGCCUCCUAAUUUAAAAAAUCCAGGGAUUAUAAGAAGCGACAGGCUCAACCUGCACCCCAGUCUGGCCCCUCUAAGGGCAAGCAGGCGGGUAAGCGCCAGUUUUGAUGGGACACCCAGGGACGACCUACCAGUCUGCACCAGGGAUCCACCCGACCUACCCUUCUCCAACCACCUAUGUACUUUCCUCCCAGAGUGCUCGAUACUGACCUCAGACCGAUGGGUCCUCAAUACCGUCUCCCGGGGCUAUACCCUCCAGUUUCUCUCUACCCCACCUACCCACCCUCCCUCCCCAUCCCUUUUCAGGGACCCCUCUCAUGAGAGCCUACUUGAGCAGGAGGUGAGGCGGCUCCUUCACCUAGGAGCGGUGGAGGUGGUGCCUGUGGCGUUCAGAUGAAAAGGAUACUACUCCCGCUAUUUCCUUAUCCCGAAGGUCAAAGGGGGCCUCAGGCCCAUCUUGGACCUGC